UUCAUUAGUCAGGUUUUCAAACAGCACCAGGACUCAGGGUUUUUUUUCCCGAAUAUCGUAUAGCAGCCUGCGCGCGCGAUAGGAAUUGGUGAAGGUCACAAGUGCACAAAGUUUAGGCAGAAAAGACAUGACCAUUUUCUCAUUCCAGUGCGUUUCGUGGCUCGUAUUAUUAAGCUUCACUGGUCUGUUCGUCGCUGCUCUGGAGGAAGAAAACUUCUCCAACGGAGUCUUUGGUAAUUUCCUGGAGGAUCUAAGGGACCUGUCAGAUGUCAACAAAGCCAAUGUCAAGUUUUCUCUGAGAAACCCGUCCCAACCAGAUGACGAUGUGUGUUACAUUGUACGUGGCAAACCAGAGACCCUCAACAUCUGUGACUUCAACAACACUUCGAAAACCUUUCUAGUCAUUCACGGGUGGACGGUAAGUGGACUAUUCGAGAGCUGGGUUGAGAAACUGGUUGCUGCCCUUUAUGACAGGGAGAAAACCGCUAAUGUCAUUAUCGUGGACUGGUUGGACAUGGCACAGAACCAUUAUGCGGUGGCAGCACAAAACACUAAGAUGGUGGGACAAGAGAUCGGACUCUUCAUAGACUGGCUGGAGGAGACUAUCAACGUUCCUCUGGAGAAGUUGCACCUCAUUGGCUACAGUCUUGGCGCCCACGUUGCGGGUUUUGCAGGAAGUCAUGCAACGAACAAAGUUGGAAGAAUCACAGGUCUUGACCCUGCUGGGCCGGACUUUGAAGGGGUCCAUGCCCACAGACGGCUGUCCCCAGAUGAUGCCCAUUUUGUAGAUGUCCUCCACACAUUCACCCGAGGUUCCCUGGGUCUCAGUAUCGGUAUCAAGCAGCCGGUCGGCCAUGUAGAUAUAUACCCCAAUGGAGGAAGCUUCCAGCCUGGCUGCAAUUUGAGAGGAGCUCUGGAGAAAAUUGCCAGUUAUGGAAUACUUGCCAUGAAUAAUGCCAUCAGAUGCGAGCACGAGAGGUCCAUCCACCUGUACAUCGACUCCCUGCUGAACGAGGAAGAAGCUAGCAGGGCGUACAGCUGCGGGAGCAAUGACAUGUUCGACCGCGGCAUGUGCCUCCAAUGUCGCAAGAACCGCUGCAACACUGUGGGCUACAAAGUCAGCAAAGUCCGCAAGGCACGAAGCGUUAAGAUGUUCACCAGGACACGAGGCUCCAUGCCAUUCAGAGUUUUUCACUAUCAGCUGAAAGUCAACUUCCUUGGAAAAAUAAAUCAAUUAGAGACGGAACCAGUCCUGACUGUCUCACUUUACGGUACCAAUGGUGAAGCAGAAGAUCUCAAGUUAAAUGUCAGACAGGAGAAGAUCACCACCAAUAAGACUCAUUCGUUCCUCGUUAUAACCGAGAAGGACAUUGGAGAUCUUCUGAUGCUGAAGUGUAAAUGGGAGGAGUCCACUUCCUCUUUACUCACUCUGAUCUCCUCGUGGUGGUAUGGAGAUUCCACAAAUUUUGACGUACAGAUCCAUAAAGUCCGAGUCAGAGCUGGGGAGACACAAAAAAAAAUUGUGUUGUGUUUAAAAGAUCACCAAACAGGAAGUUCAGUUCAAGAAGUUGUAUUUGUGAAAUGCAGGGAACCAUGGAGGUCUUUAUCUAAAAGGCCUAAAUUGAAGAGCCAAUGAAAUGAUUUGCAAGAGAUUGUGAUGAAGCACUUCAACAAAUGUAUUUAGAUGUUAUUUAUUAAGACUGCAACUGCACUGUAUUGAAUAAUGUAUUGCUAUGAAUGUGAUUCAUGCAAAUGGAUUGUGGACUUUUGUACUAUCAUAUGGAAUAGGCUUAAAAAGCCUUGAAAUGUGAUUGAUUUCAUUGAAUAGCAGUGGAUUUAUAUUUGAAUG
Messenger RNA from Rhinichthys klamathensis goyatoka, 1849 nucleotides. RefSeq names its product lipoprotein lipase (gene lpl2a). Gene Ontology annotation, biological process: lipid metabolic process. The transcript has 10 exons. Bases 128 to 1636 code for a protein of 502 amino acids. The record is from RefSeq and is a predicted model, not a curated record. Gene Ontology annotation, molecular function: apolipoprotein binding; lipoprotein lipase activity. Lineage: Eukaryota; Metazoa; Chordata; Actinopteri; Cypriniformes; Leuciscidae.